Molecule: messenger RNA, 2478 nt
Organism: Priapulus caudatus
Lineage: Eukaryota; Metazoa; Priapulida; Priapulimorpha; Priapulimorphida; Priapulidae
Product: muscarinic acetylcholine receptor DM1-like
Exons: 1
Coding region: 1-2103 (700 amino acids)
Biological process (GO): G protein-coupled receptor signaling pathway, coupled to cyclic nucleotide second messenger; adenylate cyclase-inhibiting G protein-coupled acetylcholine receptor signaling pathway; chemical synaptic transmission
Cellular component (GO): plasma membrane; synapse; dendrite
Molecular function (GO): G protein-coupled acetylcholine receptor activity; G protein-coupled serotonin receptor activity
Source: RefSeq, a predicted model, not a curated record
AUGAACCUCGUCACGGUGGACCCGAGCACCUUUCCUCCGGCAGCGGUGACGGCGGCGGCAGAGUGGAACGGCUCGAGCAGCAUCAUCAACGCCUACUUCGGCAACCUGUCGUCGACCGACGCAAGCGCCAACGUCACCGACAUCACCGACACCGAUGACGACGCGAGCCGGUCGAAGUUCGGUCUCGCCGUGCUCAUCCUCUUCUCAUUCGGCGCCGGAAUCCUGAGUGUCAUGACGGCGAUCGGCAACCUCAUGGUGAUGAUUUCGUUUCGCAUGGACAAGCAGCUGCAGACGGUGAGCAACUACUUCCUGCUGAGUCUCGCCGUCGCCGACGUGUCGAUCGGCUUUAUCUCGAUGCCGCUCUUCACGAUGUACAUCCUCAUGGGCUACUGGUCACUCGGGCCGAUCGUCUGCGACACGUGGCUGGCGAUGGACUAUCUGAUGAGCAACGCGUCCGUGCUCAAUCUGAUGAUCAUCAGCUUCGACCGCUACUUCUCCGUCUCGCGUCCGCUCACGUAUCGCGCGCGACGCACGCCGAAACGCGCCUCGCUGAUGAUCGCCUGUGCGUGGAUUAUUUCGCUGAUGCUGUGGCCGCCGUGGAUCUUCGCGUGGCCGCACAUCGAAGGCGAGCGCACGGUGCCGGACGACGACUGCUACAUACAGUUCCUCUACACGAGUCCGACGAUCACCGUCGGCACGGCGGCCGCCGCCUUCUACGUGCCGGUGACCGUCAUCACGAUUCUCUACUGGCGCAUCUGGCUCGAGACGGAGAAACGCAAGAACGACCUCGCCGGCCUGCAGGCAGUGCGCAACUCGAACUGCGCGUCGGCGUCGCACAAAGGCAGCAAGAAGUCGCAGUUGUCCGACGCCGAGCACGACUCGCGCGUGUCCGUCAAGCGCUCGCGCAGCGACUCUGAGUCGGCCGUCGACGAGCUGACGACGGGUGACGCCGAGCACGGGACCGCCGCGCACUCCGGCAGCGGCGGCGGGGGACACUCGCACGGCAAGCGCACGCUGCUCGACCGACUCAACUGCUGUCGCAAGAUCAUCGACCACGACAACGACUAUCUCGAUGAGGAGACGUCGAGCGACACGCCCGGCUCGCCGAUAGGCUCGAUCAACAUGCACAUAUCGGAUCACAGCACUGUGUCGACGCCGCUGCGGCCCGCGACAAUGCAGGCGAUCAUCAGCCAGGCGAAGGCCGCCAAGUACAGGGAGAAGGAGAAGCAUCCGCGCGCAAACUGCCUCAUCCCGCUCAUGCACAUGGAGAAGAGGCAGAACGGGUCGCGCGACGCGACGUGCGUGCCGACGGCGACGGCGACGCCGACGGCGAUGGCGCUGCGCGGCGCCGACACGGACACGGACUCGAGCGAGUCGGUGUUCACGAUUCUCAUCAAGCUGCCAGGAGAUGGCGCUGCGGACGGCGCCGAGAAGCCGACGAUCACGAUGUACUCGGAUCGGCUCGACGACGACAAGCGCGACGACGACCACGAUGACGACAACGACGCGUGUCGCGACAAGCGGCGGCCGACGAUCGCCGACAACCCGGUGCCAUCGGCGGUCGUCGCCGACCACGAAGACCACAUCGUUCUCGUCGCCGCCGACAACGCGACGAGACUUACGGCGUCGCUGCCCGUCGACCGCGUUGCGGCGGAGCAGACGCCCCCUCCCAGUUACGACGUGGCGUUGCGCGCCGCCGCCGUUCAGGCGAAAUUCGGUGCUAAGUUGGCCGUGAAGGCAAAGUCGCAACGCAAUCGGCGCGUGCGCAAGAACAAGGAGAAGAAGCAGGACCAGAAGGCUGCGAAAACGCUGACGGCCAUCUUGCUUGCCUUCAUCAUCACGUGGACGCCUUAUAACAUUUUCGUGCUCGUGAAAACCUUCUGCGAGGGAGACAGGUGCAUUCCAGAUCCGGUGUGGAAUUUCAGCUAUUACCUGUGUUACAUAAACAGCACCGUGAAUCCGCUGUGCUACGCGCUCUGCAACGUUAACUUUAGGCGGACAUUCAUUCGCAUCCUGACGUGCAAGUGGGGAACGAGGAAGCGACCUCAGGCGGCAGCGUCGAUAAACAAUAGGGCAGCGUUUCUAAAGAAGGCCAACUCAUGAUCAGUUUAAACUUGCGUCGAUGCGGUUUUGCGAUGCAAUAACUUGCAGUUGUGUUCUACAUGUUGAAACGUGGUGGCAUAAUUUUACAUUGCAGUAUAUAUGGAUACUAAUGACUUAAGGCGGGUAAGAGUGGCAAUGCCUGUAACAGGCUGGAGAGAACACCCCGGGGAGAUAUUUCGGCAAAUUGGUUAAUAACCAUUCAUAAUUCAUACGAAAUUUUCGUUUUUUUUGUAUCUCAUUCAUACGAUUUUUGCAGCAUGCAGAUCGUGCCGGUGUAAUGUUACGAUUAUGUAUGGAAACCCCAGUUUUAUAGCUAUUUGAGGAUAUAUUAUUUAUUGACUUUUUGUAUUUUAUUUAUUAAUUUCUAUUUGUUUA